Odobenus rosmarus divergens (Pacific walrus) is the source of this 5727-nucleotide messenger RNA. It is a transcript of the gene ANAPC1, whose product is annotated as anaphase promoting complex subunit 1. The transcript is spliced from 43 exons. Gene Ontology annotation, cellular component: anaphase-promoting complex. Gene Ontology annotation, molecular function: molecular adaptor activity. Gene Ontology annotation, biological process: protein K11-linked ubiquitination; metaphase/anaphase transition of mitotic cell cycle; anaphase-promoting complex-dependent catabolic process. The record is from RefSeq and is a predicted model, not a curated record. The coding region runs from base 1 to 5469 and encodes 1822 amino acids. NCBI's taxonomy places the organism in Eukaryota, Metazoa, Chordata, Mammalia, Carnivora, Odobenidae.
AUGUCGAACUUCUAUGAAGAAAGGGCAACGAUGAUUGCAGCCGGGGAUUUGCAGGAAUUUGUUCCUUUUGGUCGAGACCACUGCAAGCACCACCCUAAUGCUUUGAACCUUCAACUUCGCCAGCUGCAGCCAGCCUCUGAGUUAUGGUCUUCUGAUGGUGCUGCUGGCUUGGUGGGAUCCCUUCAGGAGGUUACAAUCCACGAGAAACAGAAGGAAAGCUGGCAGUUAAGGAAAGGCGUCAGUGAAAUUGGGGAAGAAGUGGAUUAUGAUGAGGAACUCUAUGUGGCUGGAAAUAUGGUGAUCUGGAGCAAAGGAAGUAAAAGCCAGGCAUUGGCUGUUUAUAAAGCGUUUACAGUUGACAGUCCUGUUCAACAGGCAUUGUGGUGUGACUUCAUCAUAUCACAGGAUAAGUCUGAGAAGGCCUACAGUAGUGAUGAAGUAGAAAAAUGCAUAUGUAUAUUGCAAAGCUCAUGUAUUAACAUGCAUAGCAUAGAAGGAAAGGAUUACAUAGCUUCUUUACCUUUCCAGGUUGCAAAUGUUUGGCCCACCAAAUAUGGAUUGUUGUUUGAACGAAGCAGUUCUACACAUGAGGUACCUCCAGGUCCACCCAGAGAACCUUUACCCACUAUGUUCAGCAUGCUGCAUCCACUAGAUGAAAUAACCCCACUUGUUUGUAAAUCUGGAAGUCUUUUUGGUUCAUCAAGGGUGCAAUAUGUUGUAGAUCAUGCAAUGAAAAUUGUUUUUCUCAACACUGACCCCUCCAUUAUAAUGACCUAUGACACUGUUCAAUGUUUGCAUUCUGUGUGGGCUCUCCGGAGAGUCAAAACAGAGGAAGAGAAUGUUGUCUUAAAGUUCUCUGAACAGGGGGGAACCCCACAGAAUGUGGCCAGUAGUAGCUCCCUCACAGCACACCUCAGAAGCCUCUCCAAAGGAGAUUCCCCCGUGGCUUCACCUUUCCAGAAUUACUCCUCCAUUCACAGUCAGAGUCGCUCGACCUCCUCACCCAGUCUACACUCUCGUUCACCUUCUAUUUCCAACAUGGCAGCUCUAAGUCGUGCUCAUUCUCCCGCCUUAGGAGUGCACUCUUUCUCAGGGGUGCAGAGGUUCAACCUUUCAAGCCAUAAUCAGUCUCCAAAGAGACAUAGUAUUUCUCAUUCUCCAAAUAGUAAUUCUAAUGGCUCCUUCCUUGCACCAGAAACAGAGCCAAUUGUUCCUGAGCUUUGUAUUGACCAUUUAUGGACAGAAACGAUUACUAAUAUAAGAGAGAAAAAUUCACAGGCCUCAAAAGUGUUUAUUACAUCUGACCUAUGUGGGCAGAAGUUCCUGUGCUUUUUAGUGGAGUCUGAGCUCCAGCUGCGCUGUGUAAAGUUUCAAGAGAGUAAUGAUAAAACUCAGCUCAUCUUUGGCUCCAUCACCAACAUACAUGCAAAGGAUGCAGCGCCAGUGGAGAAGAUAGAUACCAUGCUGGUCCUUGAAGGCAGUGGAAACCUGGUGCUGUACACAGGAGUGGUUCGGGUGGGAAAGGUUUUUAUUCCUGGACUGCCAGCCCCCUCCCUGACAAUGUCUGCCACGAUGCCUCGGCCCAGCACUCCACUUGACAGUGUUGGUACUCCUAAGCCUCUUAGUAAACUACUUGGAUCCUUGGAUGAGGUGGUUCUAUUCUCCCCAGUUCCAGAACUAAGGGAUUCUUCAAAACUUCAUGAUUCUUUCUAUAAUGAGGAUUGUACUUUCCAGCAGCUUGGAACUUAUAUUCAUUCUAUAAGAGAUCCUGUCCGUAACAGAGUAACUCUGGAAUUGAGUAAUGGCUCCAUGGUUAGGAUCACUAUUCCUGAAAUUGCCACCUCUGAAUUAGUGCAAACAUGUUUGCAAGCAAUUAAGUUUAUCCUGCCAAAGGAAAUAGCUGUUCAGAUGCUUGUCAAGUGGUACAGUGUCCACAGUGCUCCGGGAGGACCCAGUUAUCAUUCCGAGUGGAAUUUAUUUGUGACUUGUCUCAUGAACAUGAUGGGUUAUAACACAGACCGCUUAGCAUGGACCCGAAAUUUUGACUUUGAAGGAUCACUUUCCCCAGUCAUUGCACCCAAAAAAGCAAGGCCUUCUGAGACAGGAUCUGAUGAUGACUGGGAGUAUUUACUAAAUUCAGACUACCACCAGAAUGUUGAGUCUCAUCUUUUGAAUAGAUCUUUAUGUUUAAGUCCUUUGGAAGUUUCACAGAUGAAGGAUGAGGAUUUUUCACAGAAUCUCAUUCUGGAUUCUUCUACACUUCUGUUUACUCAUAUACCUGCAAUAUUUUUUGUUCUUCACCUUGUCUAUGAGGAGCUUAAGUUGAAUACUCUAAUGGGAGAAGGAAUUCGUUCACUUGUUGGCCUUCUUGUUCAGUUGGCAAGGGAUUUAAAAUUGGAGCCUUAUGUAGAUCAUUACUAUAGAGAUUACCCAACACUUGUCAGAACCACUGGACAAGUGUGCACAAUUGAUCAAGGUCAAACAGGAUUUAUGCAUCAUCCAUCAUUUUUUACUUCUGAGCCACCAAGUAUUUAUCAGUGGGUGAGUUCUUGUUUGAAGGGUGAAGGAAUGCCGCCCUAUCCUUACCUUCCUGGAAUCUGUGAAAGAAGCAGACUGGUAGUCUUGGUGCUCUCAUCAGAUGUUCCUUCAGGAACAGAAACAGAGGAGGAAGAUGAUGGCAUGAAUGACAUGAAUCAGGAGGUUAUGUCGUUAAUAUGGAGUGAAGAUUUAAGAGUGCAGGACGUGCGAAGGCUUCUUCAAAGUGCACAUCCCGUCCGUGUCAAUGUAGUACAGUACCCAGAACUCAGUGACCACGAGUUCAUUGAGGAAAAAGAAAACAGAUUGCUCCAGUUGUGUCAGCGAACUAUGGCCCUUCCAGUAGGACGAGGAAUGUUUACCUUAUUUUCAUACCAUCCUGUUCCAACGGAACCACUGCCUAUUCCCAAAUUGAAUUUGACUGGACGGGCCCCUCCUCGGAACACAACGGUAGACCUUAACAGUGGAAAUAUCGAUGUGCCUCCCAACAUGACAAGCUGGGCCAGCUUCCACAAUGGUGUGGCUGCUGGCCUGAAGAUAGCUCCUGCCUCCCAGAUUGACUCAGCUUGGAUUGUUUACAAUAAGCCCAAGCAUGCCGAGUUAGCCAAUGAAUAUGCUGGCUUUCUCAUGGCCCUGGGUCUGAAUGGGCACCUUACCAAGCUGGCUACUCUCAAUAUCCAUGACUACUUGACUAAGGGUCAUGAAAUGACAAGCAUUGGACUGCUCCUUGGUGUUUCUGCUGCUAAACUAGGCACCAUGGAUAUGUCAAUUACUCGGCUUCUUAGCAUUCACAUUCCUGCCCUCUUACCCCCAACGUCCACGGAGCUUGAUGUUCCUCACAAUGUCCAAGUGGCUGCAGUGGUUGGCAUUGGCCUCGUAUAUCAAGGGACAGCUCACAGGCAUACGGCGGAAGUCCUUUUGGCUGAAAUAGGACGGCCCCCUGGUCCUGAAAUGGAAUACUGCACUGACAGGGAGUCUUACUCUUUAGCUGCCGGCUUGGCUCUGGGCAUGGUUUGCUUGGGGCAUGGCAGUAAUUUGAUAGGUAUGUCUGAUCUCAAUGUGCCUGAGCAGCUUUAUCAGUACAUGGUUGGAGGUCAUAGGCGCUUUCAAGCAGGAAUGCAUAGGGAGAAGCAUAAAUCUCCAAGUUAUCAAAUCAAAGAAGGAGAUACCAUAAAUGUGGAUGUAACUUGUCCAGGUGCCACUCUAGCUUUGGCUAUGAUCUACUUAAAAACCAAUAACAGAUCUAUUGCAGAUUGGCUUCGUGCUCCUGACACCAUGUAUUUGCUAGACUUUGUGAAGCCAGAAUUUCUCUUGCUUAGGACACUUGCUCGAUGCCUGAUUCUGUGGGAUGAUAUUUUACCAAAUUCCAAGUGGGUUGAUAGCAACGUUCCUCAAAUUAUAAGAGAAAAUAGUAUCUCUCUCAGUGAAAUUGAAUUGCCUUGCUCAGAGGAUUUGAAUUUGGAAACUUUGUCGCAAGCACAUGUCUACAUAAUUGCAGGAGCCUGUUUGUCUCUGGGUUUUCGAUUUGCUGGCUCAGAAAACUUAUCAGCGUUUAAUUGUUUGCAUAAAUUCGCAAAAGAUUUUAUGACUUAUUUGUCUGCACCUAAUGCUUCUGUAACAGGUCCGUACAACCUGGAAACGUGCCUGAGUGUGGUGCUGCUCUCUCUUGCCAUGGUAAUGGCCGGCUCGGGGAACCUAAAGGUUUUGCAGCUUUGUCGCUUCUUACACAUGAAAACAGGUGGUGAGAUGAACUAUGGUUUCCACUUAGCCCAUCACAUGGCCCUUGGACUUCUCUUUCUGGGAGGAGGAAGGUACUCUUUGAGUACGUCAAACUCUUCCAUUGCAGCUCUCCUCUGUGCCCUUUACCCGCACUUCCCGGCUCACAGCACUGAUAACCGGUAUCAUCUCCAGGCUCUGCGGCACCUGUAUGUGCUGGCUGCAGAACCAAGGCUUCUAGUGCCUGUGGAUGUGGACACAAACAUGCCCUGCUAUGCCCUUUUAGAAGUUACCUAUAAGGGUACUCAGUGGUAUGAACAAACCAAAGAAGAAUUGAUGGCUCCUACCCUUCUUCCAGAACUCCACCUCUUAAAGCAGAUUAAAGUAAAAGGCCCACGAUACUGGGAACUGCUCAUAGAUUUAAGCAAGGGAACACAACACUUGAAAUCAAUCCUUUCUAAGGAUGGAGUUCUGUAUGUUAAGCUCAGAGCAGGUCAGCUCUCCUAUAAGGAAGAUCCAAUGGGGUGGCAAAGUUUGUUGGCCCAGACUGUGGCCAACAGGAACUCUGAAGCUCGGGCUUUCAAGCCAGAAACAAUUUCAGCAUUCACUUCUGAUCCAGCACUUCUGUCAUUUGCUGAAUAUUUCUGUAAACCAACUGUGAAUAUGGGUCAGAAACAGGAAAUUCUGGAUCUGUUUUCUUCAGUACUGUAUGAAUGUGUUACUCAGGAGACCCCAGAGAUGUUGCCUGCAUACAUAGCAAUGGAUCAGGCUAUGAGAAGACUAGGAAGAAGAGAAAUGUCUGAGACAUCUGAACUUUGGCAGAUAAAGUUGGUGUUAGAGUUUUUCAGCUCCAGGAGCCACCAGGAGCGGCUACAGAACCACCCUAAGCGGGGGCUCUUUAUGAACUCUGAGUUCCUCCCUGUUGUAAAAUGCACUAUUGAUAAUACUCUGGACCAGUGGCUACAAGCUGGGGGUGAUAUGUGUGUGCACGCCUACCUCAGUGGGCAGCCCUUUGAGGAAUCUCAGCUGAGCAUGCUGGCUUGUUUCCUCGUCUACCACUCAGUACCAGCUCCAUGGCACCUGCCAUCUAUAGGACUAGAAGGGAGCACAAGCUUUGCUGAACUCCUCUUCAAAUUUAAACAGCUGAAAAUGCCAGUGCGAGCUUUGCUAAGAUUGGCUCCUUUGCUUCUUGGAAGUCCACAGCCAAUGGUUAUGUGAUCAGCUCUGGUGGUAAACCUACCCUGAAACGUGACUUCUGUACAAAAACAAUGACCCAACAACAAAGCUAAAGAAACAUUUCUAAGUUUUAUAAUAUAACUAGGGGGAAAUGAGCUGCACAAACCUCAGUGUAUUUUAAAAUCCAAGUGUUUUAAAUAUUCCAGAGGCUCUGUUUCUGUCAGCAUUAACAUUAUAUGAUAUAUAGAAGUGAGUUAAAAUUUACUUUUGUAAAUAAAGUUUUUUGGUUUGUUUUCAAAA